GUCCGGUCCCGCACAAUGGGCCAUGGAGUUCCCGUUCGAUGUGGAUGCGCUGUUCCCGGAGCGGAUCACCGUGCUGGACCAGCACCUGCGGCCUCCGGCCCGCCGACCCGGAACCACAACGCCGGCCCGUGUGGAUCUGCAGCAGCAAAUCAUGACUAUUGUAGAUGAGCUGGGCAAGGCUUCUGCCAAGGCUCAGCACCUCCCUGCACCCAUCACCAGCGCUUUGAGGAUGCAGAGCAAUCGCCACGUUAUUUAUAUCCUAAAGGACACCUCAGCCAGACCGGCAGGGAAAGGAGCCAUUAUUGGUUUCCUCAAAGUUGGAUACAAGAAGCUCUUUGUGCUGGAUGACCGGGAGGCUCACAACGAAGUAGAACCGCUUUGCAUUCUGGACUUUUACAUCCAUGAGUCGGUGCAACGGCAUGGCCACGGGCGAGAACUUUUUCAGUAUAUGUUACAGAAAGAGCGAGUAGAACCACACCAACUCGCCAUUGACCGACCAUCCCCAAAGCUGCUCAAGUUCCUGAACAAGCACUACAACCUGGAGACCACAGUCCCACAGGUGAACAACUUUGUGAUCUUUGAAGGCUUCUUUGCCCAUCAACACCGGCCCCCCACUCCAUCUUUGAGGGCAACUCGACACUCUCGUGCUGCUGUGGCCGACCCCAUACCUGCUGCUCCAGCCCGGAAGCUGCCACCAAAAAGAGCAGAGGGAGACAUUAAGCCAUACUCCUCCAGUGACAGAGAAUUCCUGAAGGUGGCUGUGGAGCCUCCUUGGCCCCUGAACAGGGCCCCUCGGCGUGCCACACCUCCAGCCCACCCACCUCCACGUUCUAGCAGCCUGGGCAACUCGCCAGAUCGGGGUCCCCUUCGGCCCUUCGUGCCAGAGCAGGAGCUGCUUCGCUCCCUGCGUCUCUGUCCCCCGCACCCUACUGCACGCCUUCUGCUGGCCACUGACCCUGGGGGCAGCCCAGCCCAGCGCAGGCGCACCAGCUCCCUUCCCAGGUCUGAUGAGAGCCGAUACUGACAGGAAACCUGGGAGGGCAGAUAUACUCCCUCCUACAACUCGCAACCCACUCCUCUAUCAAGAUUUUUUUUCUUCCUCCUUGAACAACUGGGUUGCCAGGGUUCUAAAUAGCCUAAUACUUUGUAGCUUUUCUUACCACAGAAGACCCCCUGUACUCCCAACCAGUGCUAUGAGUACUCUCCCACAGAGAGGCUGUUCUGUUCCCAAAUCUCUUGGGCUAAAUGGCUCCUACUGACUCCCUAGAGAAGCACACUCUGCUUAUGGUCAGACUCCGGACCACCAGAGGUCCAAGAGCCUCCUUUGCCAGGGAAACCUUUAAGGAGUGCCCUGCCAAUGGAUUAAUUCCCUCCACAGUGCCCACCGUAGCUCUAAUCCUGCAUCCUCCUGCCCUUUUAGUCUGACAACUCCAGCCCCUGGGCAAGCUCUGCUUCAGAGCAGUUCAUGCUGGUAGGACAAGGAUGCGGCUUCCCAACAGGGUGCUCCCAAUAUUGCCAAACUCUUAACUUUCUAAGUAUUAUGCAGAUAUGUCAGACUAAUGUUCUAGGGGUCUCUACAGGAGAUGCAUAGACUCCACCACUUUCUUCAGAUAAGCUGAGUCUGUCUCUUGGCAGUAGACCCCAGCAAACACUCCAGAACCAUUUGGCUGUGUCUUUGAUAAGCCUGGUCCAUUAGAUCCUGGAAUUGCCCCCCACCCCAUCCUCCCUAGUAAAUACACUUGAGAUUGUUUUGAGAUGAGAUGGGGAUUACCCUUGUGCUGUCCUGCCUUCUCUCUCCUUCAUAGCAAGAGCCUCCUUCCCUGCUUCCAUGCCCAGGGUGUAGAAGGACCCUUCUCCCUCCCCAACAUCCCCCUUUAGGUCAGGUGCCUCAUUGUGUCCCUGAAGUCCCUGGGAGCAGGACCUCCCUCCUCCCUCCUCCUUCCUGAUUCCUUUUCCAUGUCAGUGUUGUCUCAAUAAAGUAUGGGUUCUUCCAUGUUUUCUAAAUUGACAUUUUCAGUGAAAAACAUCUUAAGGUUUCAGCUUAGUUUGUGCUUCACACUUUUCUUGGGGUCUCAAUUCUUUCUUCCUCUUUAUCUUCAGUUCUGAGAUCCCCAGAAGAGCUCAAAGCUCCCAGCCCCCUUCUGAGGCUCUGUCUUUCACCAUACUUGCUGCUGAUUCUAUUCUAGAAUUGCAGUAACUCUGUGUUGACCUCUCUACUAACUUGAGAGCCUUAGGUCCCCUGCCCCCAGUAACAUCUAUCUCCUUCCAUGGCCAGGUUAAUAAGGUGUGGAUUUGCUGGGUGAUUGGGUUCACUAACCUCAGGAUUGUUUCUGAACCCCUCUCUUACUCUUUGACCUCCUCAUGUCUGCACCACAAACCCCACAGUGCUCUCUCAAGACAAGUCCUGCCUACGAUCAAGAAUCCUCACAGGGUACUGGGCAUGGUGGCACAAUCCUUUAAUCCCAGCCCUUGGGAGGCAGAGCUAGGCAGAUCCUGGUAAGAGUUUGAAGGCAGCCUACAUACAUAGCAAGUUGCAGUCCAGCCAAGGCUACAGAGUGAAAGCCUGCCAAUAAUAAUAAUAAUAAUAAUAUAAUAGUCCAACAGGAUCAAUCAUCUCUAAAGACUACCCUUUCUUCCUUACUAUUGUGGCCUGAGAAAUCUUUUAUGUAAAAGAUCGUUAUUAGGGGAAUUCAAACACUGAGCACCAUCGUUCAGUAAGCUCCUUUCUGCAUGUCUAAGUGUUUCUAUGACAUAAUUAGAUCACAUCACACACCAGCCCAAUUAGAAUAGAGCAACAGAGCAGGAUGGUAUAGAAAAUCUUGAAGUAUAAAAUAAGCCCUCCCCUACCUUUGCUAGAAGAAAUCUUAGACAAGAACCCUUUGGGGUGGUAGCUGCCCUUCAUCUUUGUUCCCACACUAUUCCUCCUUUCUCCUCUGAUCCCUCCAUACUACCUUUCAUCCUGAGCCUCUUCCCCUUCAUCUCCCAUUUCU
Messenger RNA from Apodemus sylvaticus (European woodmouse), 2990 nucleotides. RefSeq names its product alpha tubulin acetyltransferase 1 (gene Atat1). The record is from RefSeq and is a predicted model, not a curated record. Gene Ontology annotation, biological process: alpha-tubulin acetylation. NCBI's taxonomy places the organism in Eukaryota, Metazoa, Chordata, Mammalia, Rodentia, Muridae. The transcript has 11 exons. Gene Ontology annotation, molecular function: tubulin N-acetyltransferase activity. The coding region runs from base 23 to 1024 and encodes 333 amino acids. Gene Ontology annotation, cellular component: microtubule.